AUGAAAUUAAUCAUCUAUAUUACUGCUUAAACAGUUAUAUAUUAGUUUGAUGCAAAUUCUAACUUAUUAGAUGGUAUUUUAUUAUAAUUUAAAUGUCUUAGAUUGGUAAGGUAAGUCUAAUUUCUUCACAUGUGGAAUGUUUAAAUAUUUUGGGUCGAAUGGGUCUAAUAAUAUUAGCAGAAUAUUUUUAGAUAUAGACCCUCAUUCUCAUUAUAGAGUGGAUGUAGAAGUUUUAAGGUAUGUAAAAAUCUAAAUUAGCAUCGAUAGUUAUAAAGUACCGAAGUUUUAUAUAGAUAAUGCAUUGGCCCAUCAAGAAAUAUAAAUGCCACCAUAUGAAGAUUAAAUUUGUGGUAAAUCACUAUUUGAUUCUAUAAUAAUAAUAUCAAUAUUUGGCUAACAUAACAGAAGAACUUUAUGGGUUAGUAUAUGUUUAGUUUAUUGA
This is a messenger RNA of Paramecium pentaurelia, 442 nucleotides long. Lineage: Eukaryota; Ciliophora; Oligohymenophorea; Peniculida; Parameciidae. The record is from the annotation of a GenBank genome assembly.